AUGUUCCAUGGACAGGUGAUGAGCCUAUCCAAUCAACAGUUGUGCGUAUGAUUGAGGAUAAAUAUCCUCCUUUAAAAGUUAAACGAAAUUCGGUUAAAGAGUUUAUUGAUGCUCGAAUUAAUAAGAAAGUAUCAUCAUUUUCUGAUUUUAAUAACUAUGAUAAUAAUGAAAAUGAUUCUUCUGCUGUCAUUACAGCUAUUACUACCACCAAAAUUACUUCAACACCAUCAAAAGUGACAUUACUGAAAAAGACACCAUUAACCCCAGAACAGAAGAAAAUAAAGCAACGAGAAGCAAAACAAUCAAGAAUAGUUAAUGCUAGAGAAGCAGCAACAGAAUAUUCAAUCUCUAAAAAAUAUCCGACUGAUGAUGAUUUUGAUAUUGAUGAUACAGAUGACGAUACCGAGGAUGAUACGGAGGGCAAAAACAAGACACUGAAAAAAGUGA
Ambispora leptoticha is the source of this 447-nucleotide messenger RNA. Lineage: Eukaryota; Fungi; Glomeromycota; Glomeromycetes; Archaeosporales; Ambisporaceae. The record is from the annotation of a GenBank genome assembly.